Messenger RNA from Podarcis raffonei (Aeolian wall lizard), 2490 nucleotides. Its product is annotated as solute carrier family 22 member 6-A-like. Bases 329 to 2038 code for a protein of 569 amino acids. Lineage: Eukaryota; Metazoa; Chordata; Lepidosauria; Squamata; Lacertidae. Gene Ontology annotation, molecular function: transmembrane transporter activity. The transcript is spliced from 10 exons. Gene Ontology annotation, cellular component: membrane. Gene Ontology annotation, biological process: transmembrane transport. The record is from RefSeq and is a predicted model, not a curated record.
AUAAACACCCCAUGCAGUUUACAGCCUGUGUGCGGAACAGUCUUGCAGGGAUGACUUGAGUUCACAAAACAGGUUGCUGGAAAUGUGUUUUUUAUUUCCCCCGCCAGGCCGGCCUGCGAUGUUUUCAGCUGCGGCCAAGAUGGGGGCCGUCACAGCUUUGCCUUGAGAAAGAUCCUGACCCUGAAUUAGCGAGAGGAAACUUCUUCCAGCGAGGGUGGGAAGGGUUUGCCUGGGGCUGGCAUGCGUUCCGGAGAUCCCGGCCACAAAAGAUCGCUCCUGAGCCCAGCCACUCAGUCGUCCCCCUCCAAACGUUCCUCCCUCUUCCACCAUGGCGUUUGCCGACCUACUUGAGAAGAUCGGGGGCAUGGGCCGCUUCCAGGUCCUGCAGGUGGCCUUGCUGGUCACUCCUGUCUUGCUGGUCGCCAGCCACAACCUGCUGCAGAACUUCUCCGCCGCCAUCCCGGACCACCACUGCCGGAUCCGGCUGAUCGGCAACGCCACCAACCCUGGCCAUGCAAACAGAACUACUCAAAAGCCAGGGGUAGAGGAGGACCUCCUGUGGAUCUACAUCCCCAAAGACGUGGCCGGGAAGCCGGAGAAGUGUCGCCGGUUUGUUACACCCCGCUGGCACCUCCUCAAUUCCAGCGCCGACGACAGCCACAAUGUGACACAGAUGGACACGGAGCCAUGCUAUGAUGGGUGGAUCUAUGACAACAGUGUUUUUGUCAACACUAUCAUCAUGGAGUGGGAUCUGGUGUGUAACCUGCGGACCCGGAGACAGAUGGCACAGUCCAUUUACAUGGGGGGAGUUCUGGUGGGCGCGCUCGUGUUUGGGAGCUUAGCUGACAGAUUUGGGCGCAAGCCAGUUUUAAGCUGGUCCUACCUGCAGAUGGCUGUUGCGGGACUGUGCACCGCUUUCUCCCCGAAUCUCACAGCCUACUGCGUCUUCCGCUUCCUGGUCGGCAUGUCGUACUCUGGGAUUAUCCUGAACUGCAUGUCCUUAGUCCUCGAGUGGGUACCGACCAAAGUGCGCACGAUUGCUGGGACUGUGGUGGGAUAUUCUGCAACCACCGGGCAAAUCAUCCUUCCUGGACUGGCCUACGCCCUCCCAGACUGGCGCUGGCUCCAGUUUGCUGUUUCAGUGCCCUUUCUCGCCUUCUUUGUCUACUCCUGGUGGUUUGCAGAAUCCGCACGGUGGUUAAUACUCUCGAACCGACUGGAACAGGCUGUGAAAGUUCUUAAGAGGGUAGCGCAGAUCAACAGGAAAAUGGAAGAGGGAGAGAAACUCAGCACAGAGGUCUUAAAAGCUAGCAUGCAGAAAGAAUUGUCUCUGACACGAUCAUCCUACACAGCCGUCAGCUUAGUUCGUACACCCACCGUGCGCCGGAUCUCCUGUUGUAUUUCCAGUGUCUGGUUUGCCACUAGUUUCGCUUACUACGGCCUCGUCAUGGACCUCCAGAAUUUUGGCUUCAGCAUCUACCUGAUCCAGGUGGCAUUUGGCUGCAUCGACAUCCCGGCCAAGCUGGGGGCCGCCAUCGGGAUGAGCUACAUCGGACGGAGAACCACACAGGCCUCUUCUGUCAUCCUGGCUGGCUUAGCCAUCCUGGCCAAUAUAUUUGUGCCGCAAGAUCUAUACACCUUGAGGACCUCCCUGGCAGUGCUUGGAAAAGGAUGCUUGGCUUCAUCCUUUAAUUGCCUCUAUCUCUACACAGGCGAGCUCUACCCAACCGUGAUCAGACAGACCGGGAUGGGGCUAGGAAGCACCCUGGCUCGUGUGGGGGGCAUAGUGGCGCCGAUGGUAAAAAUGACCGGGGAAUAUUUUCCAUACCUCCCACCUCUCAUAUACGGGACAGCCCCAAUUCUGUCUGGGAUUGCCGCUUUCUUCCUGCCAGAGACACGCAACAGACCGCUCUCAGAUACCAUCGAAGAAGUUGAGAGUGGACAGGUGCCAGAGCAACAUCUCCCUACCAAGGACCAUGAGCAGGUUUUGCUGCAGAAGGUGGGCCAGGAGAUGCCCCAGGAACCUGGACUGUGCUAAGAUGGGGGCAGAGGAAGCCGCUGGCCAUCUGCUGGGAAUCGCCAUGCCUUGAGCAUCCUCUGGAGGGAGGGAGGAGGGACGAGGGAGCGUCAGAAAUUGACAUGAAUGGACCAAAUAAAACAAAGAAAUCAAUUGCAGCACAUCUCUCUCUGGGCACAGGCAGAAGAUCAGGCCGAGCCUUUUUGCUUGUGGCAAAACGAUGCAGAAACCGGCAUUUGGGGUGCAAAAUUCCCGAUGUUCUUGCAUGGGCAUAGCCAGCAUUUAUGUUAGGGGGGCAGGAACACCCACCUGUCAUCACCCUCUCUCUGGCUCUGUCUAGCAGAUUCGGAAUGAAACAUCACAACAACAGUUGUUUUAAAUUACUUUAUUUUCACCCCAAGUGCUCAGAAAAAUAUCUGUAAAAAUAUUCAGUCAUUUGAAAACUGGGAAGCUAAAUAAAAAAAUUAACAUCA